Messenger RNA from Gambusia affinis (western mosquitofish), 2950 nucleotides. RefSeq lists its product as uncharacterized. The transcript has 4 exons. The coding region runs from base 170 to 1780 and encodes 536 amino acids. NCBI's taxonomy places the organism in Eukaryota, Metazoa, Chordata, Actinopteri, Cyprinodontiformes, Poeciliidae. The record is from RefSeq and is a predicted model, not a curated record.
ACGAGGAAAGAACGUCUUCAGGCGCCGCCACGUGACCUCUGACCUCAGCUCCUCAUGCAAACUUCUUCCAAAUCAGCUGCUGACUUUGACUGACAAAUGUUUCAUUUCCAUAAGAGAAGAAGAAGGAAGCGUCUGGAGGACAGACUGCCAGCGGCCACACAGCAGAGCCAUGAGUCCGGCGCCGCGCCUCGUCGUCCUGCUGCUGGCGGCUCGGAUCGCAGCAUCUCAAACACUCACCAAUGCUGGCCAGGAUUUCAGAGUCGUUUUUCCAGAAAACAUCGCCUACUACCACCCUUCUGAUGCCCGAAACAAGAUCUGGGUCACCGCUCUGCAUAACAACACAUCCGUCACAGUGUCAUCAGCCAACAGUGAACAUCAACUGAACGCUAGUCAAACUACAAGUUUUAAUGUGAUCCAAGAACUCGGCAGGCUAAUGAUUAAUGAGACUAACGCUUCUGAUCCGUUCAAGGUUUUCAGCAUCUCUGACAAAACCGUUCAUAUUACCAGCAACAAGGACAUCAUCGUCCAAGCCAUCAGCAGCAGAGGAAGAAGCACACAGUCAGCUCUGGUUAUACCAACAACCAAACUCAGUAGCAAGUACUUCAUCCCACCGGUACCUGAGAUUGAAGGAACCACUAGUGGAGGGGCUCCUGUGGCAAAUGUUACAGAGAGAGCCCCGUUCAGACUCAUCAUCGUCAACCCUAAUGAACCCAAAGCAUCUGUAACCAUUAAAGGUGGAGAGGAAGUCUCGAUAGACAUAGAGUCAGGCAGGGCUGCUCAAAUCUGGGUGAAAAAUGACAACAAGACUCAGUACGUUGAAGCAAAUAAAGGCGUGGCGGUUUUCUUCAGCCACCCCUGUGCCAUUCAGCACCAAUGCAGCUGCGGCCUACUGCAUGCCAUGGUGCCUCCGGCCAAGAACAACACCAUGAGGUUCCCCAUUCCUCCAGUUCUGGACCAGCCAGUGUCCAUUCUGCGGUCCGAUAAAGAAACCAGAGAACGGAUUACUUUCAGUUCUUCCUCAGCGGUCGUGGAAUCAGCAGGCACGGCCAUCGUCUACUGGCCCAGCCUACUCCUCACACUGGUCCCAGUAGAAGAGUUCGGCAGCUGUUUUGUGGUCCAAUUCAUCGAGGGAAAGGAAAACGUUAUCAUCAUCGUGGUCCACAAGAGCCACCAGCAGGGAAUUCACAUCGGGAAAGAUCCUCUGGAGGAAGGAGAAUGGCAGGAGCUGAAGGGAACCGAAUACUUCUCAACCAAUCACAGCAUUUCAUCUACAACUGUCGUCUGGCACAAUGCCACCAACAUGGCCGUCUACCAGAUCUACAAGCACAACGACACCUGGAUUGGGAACCCAGCACCUGUUGUCAGCGCCAACCCAGAUUUCAGGGGCUGCGUUUCAACUCCAGAGGAGAUGAAGAUCCUCCCUGAAGCAGAGAGCUGGCAGGAAUCGAUCCGAUCCUGUAAGAACCACAGCAUGGAUCUCAUCAGCCUCUCCAGCGAGGCUCUCCAAAAACAAAGCUGCCAAAUUCUGCGUGGAAACGACACUAAGCAAGUGUGGAUCGGCACGCGUCGCAGCUCGCUGACCCGAGACUGGUACUGGCUGAACGAAAGCGACUUCAACAACACCAACUGGGCCCACAGCGAACCCGGAGACGUCAACGAAGGCCAGUGCGCCGUCAUGAGUCUGGACGGCGACGGCAACUGUGGCUGGAAGGCCCGCAACUGCUGCGAGGACGCCCGGCCGCUCUGCUACGCCGCGCCACAGUUCCUGCAGAUAAACUGAACCAGAGGCUUCCUGCUCCCGGUUCUGGUUAGGUCAGAACCGAGCCACUGAUACCAUCACUAUAGGCAUCAGGAAACGCUCUCAUAGAUAGUUAAACCGGUUUAUUUGGGUCAGUCCCAACGAGCCGUUAUUGUACGGAGGGCUGAGUGUGACGUAAAAUAUAAAUAUAUGAACAGCAAUGAUAUACAAUAAACUACAUAAAGCAAGCUUCAGCUCACAAGCUAAAUAUUUAGUUUGAAAGCUACACAGUUAGCCAGCAAGCUAAAUAGUUUUUCUAUGGGUUCAAGCUACAUAUUUAGCUAGAAAAUUUAGCUUUCAAGUUACAUACUUAGCUUGAAAGCUAAAUACUUAGUUUUGCAAAAAUAUUUAGCUUGGAAGCUAAAUACUUAGUUUUGCAAAAAUAUUUAGCUUGGAAGCUAAAUACUUAGUUUUGCAAAAAUAUUUAGCCUUGAAGCUACAUAGUUAGCUUCCAAGCUAACUAUUUAGCUCCAAGGUAAAUAAGUAAUAUCAGCACUUGCUGAUAAUGAGACAUAAAGAAAAUACAGAGAUCGACCAGAACCAGAUUUUAUUUUAUAAUUCAUGAUGUCAAACGUUCCGAGUUAAAUAUUUAAUUAGCAUGCUAAAUAUUUAGCUUGCUAAAUGAAUUAUUAGCUCCAUACUUUAACUGUGUUAAAUGAUAUCAAUAUUUCCUCAUAACUUUUAUCAUUUCUAUUGAAACAUCUAUGAAAGACCAGAUUUUAGAUUAAAUUUAAAGUUCAAAUUAUGUUAACGGGUGUAAAGGAACUGGACCGAAAACUGGUCAACAAUUAAAGUUAAGAUGAAAAUCUGAUCAACAGUUUUCUGUUUUUGUUUAGACUUUUUUCUCUCGACUCAGAUUUAAUAUUUUAUCCCAUUUAAAUAAGAAAUUAUAAAGCAAUAAAUAAUAUAUUCUAGAGUAAAUGCAGCUUCUAGAGGUAAUAAUCUAAUAUAUAGUUUUUCACUUCUGGCUGUUCAGAUUUAAUUAUUUUGUUUAUUGAUUUUAGGGUUUUACUGAUAUUUUACGGUUCAAGAGUGAAUCUAGCAAACAAUAAAUUUAUUUUGUGUGAUUUGCUGAGAAUGAAUCAUGUAAGCUGUAUGCAUAAAAUUAUAAUCAUUUAUGCCAAUAAAUGGGUUUCCAUGUGUGAAACUAAA